Molecule: messenger RNA, 1293 nt
Organism: Puccinia graminis f. sp. tritici CRL 75-36-700-3
Lineage: Eukaryota; Fungi; Basidiomycota; Pucciniomycetes; Pucciniales; Pucciniaceae
Exons: 5
Coding region: 23-1237 (404 amino acids)
Source: RefSeq, a predicted model, not a curated record
AGUCAUCUUUCCCUCAACAACAAUGAAGAACCACAAUCUUUAUCUAAUUUUGCUCACGAGCAUCACGCUCCUUGGCAGCUUCAAUUCGACCUUAGCAGAUGGGAUUUUUAACAACAUCGAGAAUGCCAAAUUGAUUCAAUCCUCAUCUAUCGUCCCGACCGACGGUAAUUACGUUUUCAAGAAUGUCGGCACCGGCCAAACCAUCCAACAUGACCGAAAGAAUGACGUGCCCAAUAUCUAUACCAGUGGCGAUGGAGGUGACAGCGGCAGCAUUCUUCCUGCCGCUCAUCAUCACCGUCAUCACCGCGCACGUGGUGGAAAACACGAUGAUGAUGAUGAUGAUAGCCUCGAAGUGGUUUCGGCUCUCGAGCUUCGCUCUCACAGAACCCGCACCAAGUGGAUUAGUAUCCGAACCACUGCCACCACUGGUGAUCCAAAAUGCAUCAGUGCGCAAUGGGGAUAUCAUACUGAAGGCGGAGCGGAUCAUGCAGGAACACUUUACGAAUGUGUGGUGGAUCCGCUCAACCUUGAAGCAACUCUGGAAAAGCCCAAGCAAUGGUGGUUAUUGAUGCCUGUCGAAGCUGCGAAGAACCUGAACUCUGAUCAAACGUUGGACUUGAAGAACCAGAUCUUAAGUCAAAACAAACACAUGAAGAUGAAGGAUAACCCGAUAAUUUCUCGGAUCGUCGAAGACCAAGGAAAAGCUUCUGGCGAUCAACUACCCACACCUUUUUGGAACCCCAAAACCAAUCGAAUCGAGAACUUCUCGUCCCCGGAUAAGCCCAAGAGCAAGAGGCACUAUGAUCUUUCCGGUGAACGCAAACGCGAAUUGGAAAACAGUCUCCCAACCAGUCAUAUUGCCAAUACUACCAACGCUAUGCCAGUCGCCCAAGCUCUGAAUGUUGUCCACGGGGACCCCAAUCACAACCAAGAUCUCAUCGAAAAAGCGGAGGAUUUCAGCCAUGCGGAUGCAAGCCCGUUGAAAAUGUUUGACAAAAGGACAACUAGGCACCAUAUCUAUUCUAAAACAGCGUCCCAAAUUCACCCAAAGAGGAAAGAAGCUGAUGGCUCCCUUGGUCCGUUUUACGUCGUCAGCGUUGACCAUCUUUACGAUAUGGAAACUAGAGUCUGGACCUCUGCGGUUAAGAAAACUGUCGGAAAUCAGUUGAGCCUUGUACUCAAGAAGUUGGAUCCAAACGACAAAACCCAGCAGUGGUAUUUGGACGUGCAAGCAUGAAGGUUCCCAUGUUGAAAUAGUUGCCAUCAGUCUUUGGCGUAGUAUUUGGAUAAUCA